Molecule: messenger RNA, 1621 nt
Organism: Heteronotia binoei (common prickly gecko)
Lineage: Eukaryota; Metazoa; Chordata; Lepidosauria; Squamata; Gekkonidae
Gene: POLR3GL
Product: RNA polymerase III subunit GL
Exons: 7
Coding region: 13-741 (242 amino acids)
Biological process (GO): transcription by RNA polymerase III
Cellular component (GO): RNA polymerase III complex
Source: RefSeq, a predicted model, not a curated record
UUUAUCCUUCUGAUGCCACAGGUUUCACCUUCCAUCUGGAAUCAUCCCCAAGCUCUAUGCUUGUUUCUUCCCAGAGGGCAACUCAUGGCUGGAAGAGGCGGCAGAGGGAGGGGCCGGGGAGGUCACAUGACCUUCAACGUUGAAGUCGUGGGCAUCGGAAAGGGAGAAGCCCUGCCCCCACCCACUCUGCAGCCCUCACCACUGUUUCCUCCCUUAGAAUAUAAACCAGUUCCCUUGCAAACUGGCGAAGAGGUAGAAUACAUGUUGGCCCUGAAGCAAGAACUGAGGGGAGCAAUGAAGAACCUGCCAUACUUCAUCAAACCCUCUGCGCCUAAGAAAGAUGUGGAGCGUUACUCUGACAAAUACCAGAUGUCCAGUCCUAUCGAUAACGCUAUUGAGUGGAGUCCAGACUGGAGACGGCUGCCUCAAGAAUUAAAAAUCAGGGUGCGGAAGAUUCGAAAGCAAAGAGCAACUGUCCUUCCCCCCAAGAAGAAAACUCAGCUGCCAGUAGACAAGGAGGAAGCCAUUAAGAAACUGGAGACUCUGGAAAAAAAGGAGGAGGAGGUAACAUCCGAAGAGGAAGAGGAGAAAGAAGAGGGUGAGGAAGGGAAAGAAGAAGAGGAAGAAGAAUACGAUGAGGAGGAAUAUGAAGAGGAGACAGAUUAUAUCAUGUCCUACUUUGACAACGGUGAAGAUUUUGGUGGCGAUAGUGACGACAACAUGGAUGAAGCCAUAUACUGAAUUAUGAUGGUGCCGUAGGGUUGCUGAGACAAGAUAUUCCCAUCAUGUGCCCAAAAUGACUCCUUUUCUGCCACCUCUGGGAGGCUUCUACACCUGACACACUUUGGGUGAUGUGGAACAGUUUCUACUGUCUUCACUGAGUCAUUUCCCAGGGGUUUUCCUCAACAUCUUGUUGUGUAUGUGGCCUCCAGGUGGCGCCAUCAGUCUGUUGUUCCAUCAGCCAUUUGGCUCGCCAGUCACUACUGGACCAGAGCCCAUCAAAAUAACCAGCAUACAUCUCUUCAUUUUCUCUCUUCCGUUGGAGAAACUGGACUGGAUCCCAUAGAAAUCCUACUUUUCUUUCAGUGCUGCCUUUUGGAAUGGAGAACAUUCCAGAAAGGAAACAGCAGUCUUCCAGAAGCCAGAACAUCACUAACACUGAGGGGAAACAGACUCAAAUAUUUCCUCUGGGAACCAAGGGUCAUCUCUUGAUUAAUUUGCAGCAAAACUUAUCACUUUACCCUCUCUGUCCUUAAGUGCAGUGAUUUUUCAUGACUGCUUUUUAGUAAUGUAGGGAUGCCAAGGAGGACUCUUUUAUUAAAGGAGGACUUUUAAUGCCACAGUUUUGAAAAACAAGUAUUUUCCCCAUGUUUCAGUGUUGUGAAUUUUGGCGGGGGGUGGGGUAUCAAGGGGGUUACCAGCAUUUUUCAAGAAUUGGGAAGAAUCUCCCACAAUCCUUCAGGGUUUGUGAUAGGAACCAUUCACCUAGUAUCAGCUUCUUGUACUGUUUAUGAGUAGACUGUCCUGCUGUACAAGGUGAAUGUGUGAGUUCUAAUUAGCUGCAGAUCUCUCGUUUUUUUUAAAAAAUAAAACACAUUGUUUUAAAAUGUGUUAGGAGAAA